Sinocyclocheilus grahami is the source of this 2216-nucleotide messenger RNA. RefSeq names its product TRAF3-interacting protein 1. The record is from RefSeq and is a predicted model, not a curated record. Gene Ontology annotation, molecular function: microtubule binding. Bases 20 to 1825 code for a protein of 601 amino acids. Lineage: Eukaryota; Metazoa; Chordata; Actinopteri; Cypriniformes; Cyprinidae. The transcript is spliced from 16 exons. Gene Ontology annotation, biological process: intraciliary transport; regulation of microtubule cytoskeleton organization; cilium assembly. Gene Ontology annotation, cellular component: intraciliary transport particle B; axoneme; ciliary basal body.
AAUACGUACCACAGGCUUUAUGAAAGGACUUUAUGGAGAAGCAGAGAUGAAGGCAGAUAAUGUGAAGGACAAAGACUCAAAAAUAGCAUUCCUUCAGAAGGCCAUCGAUGUGGUGAUGCUGGUUAGCGGAGAGCCCUUGGCCGCUAAACCUGCUCGAAUCGUAGCCGGACACGAACCAGAGAAGACCAACGAGCUGCUGCAGGUCAUUGCUAAGUGCUGUCUCAACAAGCUCUCCAGUGACGAGGCUGUUAGGCGGGUGUUAGCAGGAGACAAGCUGGAUCAGAAAGGGAAGCCCAGCACCUCCAGGUCCCAGGACAAGGAGAACAGAGAGGGCAGGGAGCGCCACCAAGACCGAGAGUCUCUGGCUGUUGUCCAGGAGAGGAAAGGCAUCAAGGAGAGCAGCGGGAGCCGAGAGCAAAAAGAUCCAGAUCAACCGAAAGAUCAAGAGAGCAAGAGGGAUGACAAGGACCGCCGGCGAGAUGCCGAGAGAUCUGACAAGGGACGCGAAAGAGACCGGACAAAAGACAGAGACAAAGACAAGAGCCGGGAUCGGGAGAAAGACAAGACCAGAGAGAAGGAGCGUGAGAAGGAGAAGGACCGUAACAGGGACAAGGAGAGAGAACGAGAUAAAGAGAGGGAUAAGAAAAGGGAACGGGAAUCUCGCAAAGACAGAGACAGAGAUCGAGAACGAGACAAGGAGAGAGAUCGUGAGCGUGAGAAACGACGGGAGAGAGAAAAAGAUAAAGAACGACACAGAGAAACAGAUGAGAAGCUAAAGGACAGAGGCGAUAGAAAGAUCAAGGCAGCAGAGGAGAUCAGCAAGCCAAAGCCUCACACAGACGUUGUGAGUAAAACGCAUGAAGCUGAAGCAGAUGAGGCUGAGGGCGGUGAACUGGAGCCUACAGAUCUCUCUGAAAUCCAGGCUGAGAGUCCUUCCCGGAUCCCAAGGCCCUCAUCAGCUAAAGGACAGCGGCGGUGGCCCAAAACAGAAGGUCAAGAUGAAACUGAGAGUGAAGGAGAAGGGGAAGCCCCUUCAACAGAGAAACCAGUGCCUAUUGAGAAUGGAGACACAACAAAUUCUGUGCCACCCCAAACAACACAUAGACGAUUACCGCGACCUAGCAGCGCACGACCGGCAGCCCCCCGUGUCAAACGACAGGAGAGCUACGCUGAUGUGACCCCAGCAGAGAGGUUGGGCAGUGGCAAGACCCCUGCGACUGUCAUUUUGGAUGGCAAGAAGCUCUCUGAAGAUGAUGAUGAUGAAGAUGGGCAGUUUGUGGUGGAGGAGGCAGCUGCGCCUCCUCCUGACAUACCUGAAAUUGAGCGUAAUUCACUUGAACUGCAAGAGGAUGACAAACACGGUGGACUUGUGAAAAAAAUCCUAGAGACAAAGAAAGUCUAUGAAUCAUCUCCAUCCACAAAGCCUAAAGAACAGGAUCGGUCACUGGUGUCGGAGGUGUCUCGUAAGAAGGAACGUGAAUUGGUGGCGAAGGAGAUCGAGCGCCUACGUUCGUCCAUACAAACGGUGUGUCGCAGCGCUCUGCCUCUGGGUAAGAUCAUGGACUACAUUCAGGAGGACAUGGACUCUAUGCAGAACGAACUGCAGACAUGGCGCAAAGAGAACAAGGAGAAUACACAGGCUCUGCUACAGGAACAAAGAAUUACAGACAGCGUUGUGGAACCUCUGAAGGCUGAGCUCGCUGAACUAGAGCAGUUAAUCAAAGACCAGCAGGACAAGAUCUGCGCAGUCAAGUCCAGCAUCCUGAAGAACGAGGAGAAGAUCCAGAAGAUGGUAUCCAGCAUUAGCUUCUCCUCACAGACGUGAAUACCAGCACAUCCCAAAAGAAACCUGAAACCUGAAGAGCUCCUGUCUAAUAGAUCUGAUGUCUUUGAGCAGCACUGGAGAGAGUUCAGAGGGUGCAGGUACAGUCAGGAGUCACUCUCCUCAAACCCCCUUCAUGAAAGGUGCCUUCUGUAAGACCCAGGAUCUGUUUGCGCUGGUCCGUUGGGAUUCUCAAGCACACUCAUACGUCUGCAGUAGAUUUGCACUCAUCACUUGCUUGAAAGAUAAAUGUGUGUGGUCACCAUACUGAUGUGUCCUUUAUUUUUUUUAAAGAGGACUUCAAUUGAUCUCCAUGUUCUCUUAGGAAAACAGAUUGACUGGUUUAUUUUAUUUUUAUUUUGCUUUUUUCCAUCCAGACUGACAAGUGUUUUAG